ACCCAAAGAGCGGGAGAACGAGAUGACCCAGGAGUACGACAACAAACGGCCAGUGUUGGUUCUUCAGAAUGAAGCACUCUAUCCACAGCGUCGAUCUUACACCAGUGAAGAUGAAGCUUGGAAAUCUUUCCUGGAAAACCCUCUUACUGCAGCCACCAAAGCGAUGAUGAGUAUCAAUGGAGAUGAGGACAGUGCAGCUGCCCUUGGCCUGCUCUAUGACUAUUAUAAGGUUCCCAGAGAGAGAAGAUUAUCAACAGCAAAGCCAGAUGUUGAACACCCUGACCCGGAUCACAACAAAAGAAACAGCAUACCAAAUGUGACUGAACAACCCCUCAUUUCUGCUGGAGAAAACAGAGUGCAAGUUCUGAAAAAUGUGCCAUUUAACAUUGUCCUACCCCAUGGCAACCAACUGGGCAUCGAUAAGAGAGGUCAUCUAACUGCCCCUGACACAACGGUCACUGUGUCCAUAGCGACAAUGCCUACACACUCCAUCAAGACGGAAUCUCAGCCACACAACUUUGCUGUAGGAAUUCCCCCGGCUGUUUAUCACCCUGAACCCACUGAACGUGUAGUGGUGUUCGACCGCAGCCUUAACCCUGACCAGUUCAGCUCAGGUGCUCAGCCCCCAAAUGCUCAGAGGCGUACUCCAGACUCCACCUUCUCAGAGACCUUCAAGGAAGGCGUGCAAGAGGUACAGGAAACAACAAAUCUUCCUAAUAGGGCUGUGCAUAAGAACAACUUUGAAUAUACUCUAGAAGCCUCAAAAUCCCUUCGACAGAAGCCAGGAGAUAGCACCAUGACAUAUCUGAACAAGGGCCAGUUUUACCCUGUCACCUUGAAAGAAGUGAGCAGUAAUGAAGGAAUUCACCAUCCCAUCAGCAAAGUCCGGAGUGUGAUUAUGGUGGUGUUUGCUGAAGACAAAACUCGGGAAGAUCAGCUAAGGCAUUGGAAAUACUGGCACUCCAGGCAACACACGGCCAAACAAAGAUGCAUUGAUAUAGCUGACUAUAAGGGUAAGCUUCAAUACCAUCAGGUAACAUUGAAGAGAUUGCCUACAAUCGCAUUUCUUUCACUUGGGACAUUAACGAUGAAGCAAAAGGUGACAGAGAAUGAAGAAUCAAGGAUACCUUUAGGUUGGAAGCCUAGGAAACUAGAAGGGCUGUGGUUGCCCUUGAUAGAAACAGGAAGUGCAGAAAAGGUUUUUAUUUCUGUGAACUGCUUAAGCACAGAUUUCUCCUCUCAGAAGGGUGUGAAGGGGCUGCCCCUUAACAUUCAAAUUGACACAUACAGCUACAAUAACCGAAGCAACAAACCUGUUCACAGGGCCUAUUGCCAGAUUAAAGUCUUCUGUGAUAAGGGAGCUGAACGAAAGAUCAGGGAUGAAGAACGAAAACAAAGCAAAAGAAAAGGCAAGUGCACUGACCCCAGCUCCCAGUUGAACGCCUGUCUUGAUAUGAAAGUGCCUCUGCUUCCAUCCCACAAAAGAAUGGACAUCACAAUUUUCAAGCCCUUUAUUGAUCUUGACACUCAGCCCGUUCUCUUUAUCCCCGACGUGCACUUUGCCAACCUUCAACGUGGGGCUCAUGUUCUUCCUAUUGCCUCAGAGGAAUUGGAAGGUGAAGGGUCUAAUAUGAAAAGGGGACCAUAUGGAACUGAAGAUGACUUUACUACUACACCUCCUGCUAAGCUGACCAGGAUAGAGGAACCAAAGAGAGUACUGCUCUAUGUUCGAAAGGAGUCAGAAGAAGUUUUUGAUGCACUGAUGCUCAAGACUCCAUCUUUGAAGGGCCUAAUGGAAGCUAUAUCAGACAAAUAUGAUGUCCCUUAUGAUAAAAUUGGAAAAAUCUUCAAGAAAUGUAAAAAAGGAAUCCUGGUGAACAUGGAUGAUAAUAUAGUAAAGCACUAUUCUAAUGAAGACACCUUCCAGUUGCAAAUUGAAGAGGCAGGAGGGUCGUACAAACUUACUCUUACUGAGAUCUAAAGACAAGCAAACCCAGAAUUCUACCUGGGUUAAAUGAAGGUGUUCAAUGGACCUUUUUGUUGAACUGCAGGAGGGUGCAACAAUGAACCACUUCCCAAAGAGGAACAGUUGUGGAAGUGAUUCAUGCGAGUGCUUGAAGGGGACAAAAGAGCAUUUGGAUUGGAAAUGGUAACAUUGAUAUAUUUUGUCUUCUUCAGAUGACAUGGAAUCAAUAUGUGAAAUUUAUAAUAGUUUACAUUUAUAGAGCGUGUCACAGCUACAAAGUACUUAAUACACAUUGUUUCAUCUGAGCCUCCUAAUAACUGAGGCAGAUAACAGCGAGUACUAUUAUCCCAGUUUUAUAGAUGAAAAAACUAAAAUUCAGAGAGUAAUCGCAUAGUAGGUGGUAAAAGCCACAUCUAAACCUGUACUUUAAGUAGACUGCCCUUCCCAUGGUACUGUACAACGUCUAAAUUUAGUACUAAAAGACUAUUUAUCCCAUGGUUUUGUGAACUGGUUCACCAGUACACUGCCAUUUACCAAUUUCUUAUCUGUUCCACCUUCUUACUUAUGAAAAUUUAAACAAAGAGCAAUAGAUUUGAAUUUAAGCUUUUCUUACCCUCAACUAACUUGAGUAUCUUGUGAGACUGUCUCAUGCUUGUGAGAGUUAGACAUUAUUCUGUAACCUCUUUUCCUCAAUAAGUGUUUACUAAAUAGGUAUGAUACUGAAAUCUUUCUUUGUAACUUUCUUGGACAUAUAAUAAUGGCCUUAUGAAGAACUGAAAUGGGUUAUAGUAUAAAAUCAUUUUAGAUAAAGCUGUAUUGUAUAUAAGUGCAAUAUAUUUUUGAAGGUUCUGUAAAUGUAUGUAUAUAUAUGUCACAUAAAUAUAUAAUAUAUAAAUAUGGUAUUCAUGUACAUAUAAUGAUAAAUGCAAUGAAAGCUAUCUCAAAGAAAUUCCACAAACCAAGGUAAAAUUAUUUUUGAUGGUAUGCACCAAGAUGAUCAAAUACAGCAUUCAAAUGUUUCUUUGAUAAUGUUUUCCCAAACACAUGUAUUUAUUCCAUAGUAUAGUAAUACCUUUUAGUAUUCUGUAUGAGGUGGCUGUGUCCAGGUUUUGAUAUUACAUUAACAAGUGAAAUUUAAAAACAAAAGACUCCUAUACUCAUUUAUGUUGUAUAUGUACUGGACAAAUAUGCCUUCGUUAAGUGAACAAAAAUGAAUGAAUAGUUAAUAUUCAGUAAAUGAUAAAACUUAAUUCAAACUGGAAUUCUUCUUAAUCUGCUGGGUUGGAGAUGAGAAAAGUUCUACUUUAAAAUGCUUAGAAGCCUCAGACUUUGGUUCUUUUCUAUUACAAUUUUGGGAAACAUUCAUGAAUUUAUGACUAAGUUACUAUGGCAGGGGAAGUUUUGUAUACAUAUAAAUAUAUCCAACUACUGAAAAAUGUAAAUUUAUAAUACAACUACAAUCACGGGUAUUUCUUAGGUUCAGGGAUGAUAUAGCCUAGGCCCUUUGUACAAGUAGAAUCGAUAGCAAUAUUUUUGUGUUUCAAAUAUUUUAAUGAAGUAUGUGAACUAAAUUGAUGAUUUGUUUUCUAAUAUAAGAUACUAUGGGACACGGGUCAUAUAACACUGUUUUAUAUUUUGUUUUAUGAAACUGAUUUUUGCCUUGUGUGCUGUUUUUAAUUGUAUCAUUGAAGAUGUAUUUUAAGACAA
Molecule: messenger RNA, 3673 nt
Organism: Dromiciops gliroides (monito del monte)
Lineage: Eukaryota; Metazoa; Chordata; Mammalia; Microbiotheria; Microbiotheriidae
Gene: GRHL1
Product: grainyhead like transcription factor 1
Exons: 16
Coding region: 23-1981 (652 amino acids)
Biological process (GO): regulation of transcription by RNA polymerase II
Cellular component (GO): nucleus
Molecular function (GO): DNA-binding transcription activator activity, RNA polymerase II-specific; RNA polymerase II cis-regulatory region sequence-specific DNA binding
Source: RefSeq, a predicted model, not a curated record